This is a messenger RNA of Populus euphratica (Euphrates poplar), 1330 nucleotides long. It is a transcript of the gene MYB84, whose product is annotated as myb domain protein 84. The record is from RefSeq and is a predicted model, not a curated record. The coding region runs from base 90 to 1124 and encodes 344 amino acids. The transcript has 3 exons. Lineage: Eukaryota; Viridiplantae; Streptophyta; Magnoliopsida; Malpighiales; Salicaceae.
AGUAACGUUAUAUAUCAUUACCAUUCUUCCCAAGGAGAUACAAGAAAGGGAAGCUAGAGCUUUAACACAAAAACAAGAGAGCAAGAAUCAUGGGGAGAGCUCCUUGCUGUGACAAAGCCAACGUGAAGAAAGGUCCGUGGUCUCCCGAGGAAGAUGCCAUACUCAAGGCCUAUAUUGAGCAGCAUGGAACGGGUGGCAAUUGGAUUGCCUUGCCACAGAAGAUAGUAGGCCUGAAAAGGUGUGGCAAGAGUUGUCGACUUAGAUGGUUGAAUUAUCUCCGUCCAAACAUUAAACAUGGAGGGUUUUCAGAGGAAGAAGAUAACAUUAUUUGCAGUCUCUAUAUAAGUAUUGGAAGCAGGUGGUCUAUCAUUGCUGCUCAGUUACCUGGUAGAACCGAUAAUGAUAUAAAAAACUACUGGAACACAAGGCUUAAGAAGAAGCUCUUAGGAAAACAGCGCAAGGAACAAGCAGCCCGGCGAGCUAGUCUCAAGCAAGAAAUCAUGACAAAGAGAGAAAUAAAUGAGAGCUUCAUGGUUCCUGGGGCUAUCCCUCAUCAACAAAGCCCUUACUGGCCAGACGUACCAGCUCUAGUCAUGAAUCAAAACCAAGAUUCUCAUUUGAUGGAUCAAGAAUCCAUUAGGAACUUGCUGAUCAAACUUGGUGGAAGAUUUUCUGACAAUAAUCAAGAGUCAGCCCUAUUCACUACAAUCAACAAUUACCCUCUUGACGGUUCAAGCAGACAAGAUCAAGUACCAUACACAAACUCCAUAGAUGUGCUUUCUUCUUCGGCACCCAUGCGAUCAAUGGAUAGUACCUGUUGCUCUCAAUUUCCUAAUAGCAACUACAACGGUCCAAAUAUGUGUCAAGCUGGACUUGAAAACUUGUUGGUCGAGCUAGGUGGAUUGGUCUGUAGCAACCCACAACAAGUAGAAGGUUUGGAUAGUUUCUAUGGGAUGGACAUGGCUGCCAGUGGCAGCACGGGGGCUAGUUCUGCAGAAAGUAACAGCUGGGGACAUAUAAGCUCUCUUGGUUAUCCUCAGCUUGUUUCUGACUAUGAAACUUGCUUGCAAAGCAUGCCACAAGAUUCAUCUUUUGAAGAUUCAAGCUUCUUUGGGCCACAAUGACAACACUAGCUAUAUACCAGUUUGUUCAGUUUAUAUAUAUAUCUGUAGGAAUUUGGAGUCUGGAUUUCAGGAAAACUUGAGAAUUUAAUUUAGUCAAGAAAUUUGUUUUUUUUUUUUUUUUUUUCCUGUGACUUUCACUUUCAUUUUCACCACUUCAUCGAUCAUUUUCCGGUUCAUUAAUGAUAAGCAGCUAAUUUCUUUCCAUU